UUGCAACUCUACGCGGAAGUUCCAUCCCCAAGUCCUUUCCGACGAAAACCGAAUCCUGUUGCGUUUUAUAAAUCAUUUCUUUCCAUGCAAAGAUGCAGCUCCACGUAAGAGGAUUGAACACGCACGUUUUGGACGUCCAGCCGGAUGACAACAUUGCCCAUGUGAAGGCCUUGCUGGCCGGACUGGAGUCCGUCGACGCUCAGGAGCUUCAUCUGUUCUGCGAGGGUAAACCGCUCGCCGAUGAUGAUACUGCGGCCCAGCUGACCUCAGUCGAGCUCGAUGUCACGGUUAGCCUGCUCGGUGGUAAGGUACACGGUUCGCUGGCUCGUGCCGGCAAAGUGAAGGGCCAGACACCAAAGGUGGAAAAGAAGGAAAAGAGAAAGAAGAAGACUGGCCGCGCUAAGCGACGCAUCCAGUACAACAGACGCUUCUCGAGCGUAGUUCAGACGUACGGUCGUCGCCGGGGUCCGAAUGCCAAUUCUGCCUAAACGUUGGGACAAUCUGCGGAUCAAGUCAAAGCAUAGGUUAUGGAGGGGUGGAACUGGCGCAGGGUAGGCUUCUACAGUAGCGGGAAUCUAUAUUUUGUCUAAAACCGGUAAAACCGGCAAAGGUUCUCACUGUAACAACCAAACGGAGGAAUCAUAGAAGCCUGCGAAAAAAAAACGUAUUGUCCAGGAGCAAAUAACAAACGAUCCCAAGAUUUCAACCUCUACUGUAAACCACGCCGUGAUUUGAUGUAAAUAAACUACGCAAUUGUCAUUCCA
This is a messenger RNA of Anopheles moucheti, 764 nucleotides long. RefSeq names its product FAU ubiquitin-like and ribosomal protein S30. The transcript is spliced from 2 exons. Gene Ontology annotation, biological process: translation. Gene Ontology annotation, cellular component: ribosome; cytosolic small ribosomal subunit. Gene Ontology annotation, molecular function: protein binding; structural constituent of ribosome. Bases 93 to 488 code for a protein of 131 amino acids. Lineage: Eukaryota; Metazoa; Arthropoda; Insecta; Diptera; Culicidae. The record is from RefSeq and is a predicted model, not a curated record.